This is a messenger RNA of Empidonax traillii (willow flycatcher), 888 nucleotides long. Its product is annotated as tropomyosin beta chain-like. NCBI's taxonomy places the organism in Eukaryota, Metazoa, Chordata, Aves, Passeriformes, Tyrannidae. Gene Ontology annotation, biological process: muscle contraction; actin filament organization. The record is from RefSeq and is a predicted model, not a curated record. The transcript has 9 exons. Bases 1 to 855 code for a protein of 284 amino acids. Gene Ontology annotation, cellular component: actin filament. Gene Ontology annotation, molecular function: actin filament binding.
AUGGAGGCCAUCAAGAAAAAGAUGCAGAUGUUGAAACUGGACAAGGAGAACGCCAUCGACCGUGCAGAGCAAGCGGAGGCCGACAAGAAGCAGGCGGAAGACCGCUGCAAGCAGCUGGAGGAGGAACAACAGGGCCUGCAGAAGAAGCUGAAGGGCACAGAGGAUGAGGUGGAGAAGUACUCCGAGUCUGUCAAGGAGACCCAGGAAAAGCUGGAGCAGGCGGAGAAGAAAGCUACAGAUGCUGAGGCUGAAGUGGCUUCUCUGAAUCGCCGUAUCCAGCUGGUGGAGGAGGAGCUGGAUCAAGCUCAAGAACGCCUGGGCACUGCCCUGCAGAAGCUGGAGGAAGCUGAAAAGGCAGCUGAUGAGAGCGAAAGAGGUAUGAAGGUCAUUGAAAACAGGGCCAUGAAGGAUGAGGAGAAGAUGGAGCUCCAGGAAAUGCAGCUGAAGGAGGCGAAGCACAUAGCAGAGGAGGCUGACCGCAAAUACGAGGAGGUCGCCCGCAAGCUGGUUGUCCUUGAGGGAGAGCUGGAGCGCUCAGAGGAGAGGGCAGAGGUAGCAGAGAGUCGAGUGAGACAAUUGGAAGAAGAGCUGCGGACCAUGGACCAGACUCUCAAAUCCCUCAUUGCCUCAGAGGAAGAGUAUUCCACCAAGGAGGACAAGUAUGAGGAGGAAAUCAAGCUUCUAGGCGAAAAGCUGAAGGAGGCUGAGACCCGUGCGGAGUUUGCAGAGCGGUCUGUGGCGAAGCUGGAGAAAACCAUCGAUGAUCUAGAAGAUGAAGUGUAUGCGCAGAAGAUGAAGUACAAAUCCAUCAGCAAGGAGCUGGACAAUGCACUUAAUGACAUCACCUCCCUCUGAGCCCCCCACUGGGUGCUAGCACCGCACCCCCUC